AUGUUGCAGAGAUACGUCUGUUGGGCCCUGGUAGGGCUGCUGCUGCCCUUGACCACGGCCAUCCCCAACCGCUCGCCCUCAGGGGUUUGGUCCACGCCGUCUGUGCCUGGCCCAUCGACUGCAUCGGCACCGGCUCCUGUUGCAUCGGCUCCUGUUGCUAGCGGCAAUGGCAACAAACUGGUAUUCUGCCAUUUCAUGAUGGGCGUUGUAAAUAACCGCCAGAGCGCCAGCGACUAUGACGACGACAUGAAGCGUGCCAAAGCCGUGGGCAUCGACGCAUUUGCCCUGAACAUCGGAACCGACUCCUACGCCGACACCCAGCUGAACUACGCGUACGAGUCUGCAGCCAACAAUGCCAUGAAGGUAUUUAUUUCCUUUGACUUCAACUGGUACAAACCCGGCCAGGGCAGCGACGUGGGCAACAAAAUCAAGCAGUACGCCAAUCGACCCUCGCAGCUCAAGGUCGAGGGCAAGACAUUCGUGUCGUCGUUUGCGGGCGACGGCGUCGACGUGGGCACCAUCAAGUCUACGGCGGGCCCGGACAUCUUCUUCGCCCCGAACUUUCAUCCCGAUCAGGGCGAUUUCGGUAAUAUCGACGGCGCGCUGAACUGGAUGGCUUGGGAUAACAAUGGGGGCAACAAGGCCCCGACGCCGGGCCACAAUGUUUCUGUCUCGGAGGGGGACAAUUCUUAUACCAAUGCCCUAGCUGGGAAGGACUAUAUUGCUCCGGUCUCUCCUUGGUUCUCCACGCAUUUCGGCAAAGAGGUGUCCUACAGCAAGAACUGGGUGUUCCCAUCCGACCUGCUCUGGUACAACCGCUGGCGCAAUAUCCUGGACCUGAGCCCGCGCUUCGUGGAAAUCAUCACCUGGAACGACUACGGCGAGUCGCAUUACAUCGGGCCGCUCUCGUCGCCGCAUAGCGAUGACGGCGCCUCCAAAUGGGUGAUGGACAUGCCCCACACCGGCUGGCUAGAGAUGUCGAAGCCGUUCAUCAAAGCAUACAAGGCCGGUGCGCCGUCGGCAGACCACUAUGUCACCGAAGACAAGCUGGUAUAUUGGUACCGGCCGACACCAAAAAACGCCAAAUGCAACACGGGCGACACCACGCCCGACGGCACCGACACCAUGCAGGACGCGGUGUUUGUCGUGUCGCUGCUAAAGAGCCCCGCGACCAUCACCGUGCAGUCGGGCAGCCAGCAGCCGCAGCUCCUCAAGGCACCGGCCGGCAUCCACGCCUCCUCGGUGCCGAUGGGCAUCGGCAAGCAGACAUUCUCGGUCAAGCGCGACGACCAGACCGUGUUCUCGGGGACGAGUCUGAAGGAUAUUGUCGAUACGUGCGUCUGUGGCAUUUACAACUUCAAUGCCUAUGUCGGCACGCUGCCAGCUGAGUCGAACGUCGACCGUCUCCAGCCUGAUGGGCUGUCUAUGUUGUCGCAGGGCCUUAAGGUUCCCGCGUGCCCGACUAAUACUCUGGGGGCCGUGGGCGGCGCUACGGGAGUUGCGAGUCGUGUACCUGCGACGAACACCCCGGUUGGCACGCCGGUCAACAACCCGGCCAGCAGCCCUGUCAGCAACUUCCGUCGCCGUGUUGCGGUUUAG
This is a messenger RNA of Penicillium alfredii, 1599 nucleotides long. Its product is annotated as glycoside hydrolase family 71 protein. Gene Ontology annotation, biological process: mating projection tip cell wall disassembly. Gene Ontology annotation, molecular function: glucan endo-1,3-alpha-glucosidase activity. The record is from RefSeq and is a predicted model, not a curated record. The transcript has 4 exons. The coding region runs from base 1 to 1599 and encodes 532 amino acids. NCBI's taxonomy places the organism in Eukaryota, Fungi, Ascomycota, Eurotiomycetes, Eurotiales, Aspergillaceae.